GUAGGAGGGUGGAGGGGCGCGCGGAGCCACCGAGGCGCACUCCCGGCGCGUCGGGCCGCAGGAUUUCCCACCGCCGCCGUCCCGCUGUCUGCCUAAGUCCCGGAGGCCGCCCAGCCGCGCUCUGGCUCUCGUGUGUCCCCACCCCACUCCCAUGGCUUCACCAGACGACCCUCUGCGCGCAGAUCAUGUGGCAAAGGAGCCAGUGGAAGACACAGACCCCAGCACUUUCUCCUUGAACAUGUCAAACAGAUAUCCCAUUCAAGAUACAGGACUCCCUAAAGCUGAGGAGUGCAAUACAAUUACUUUGGAAGAAUGUCCACCAAAUUCUGAUAUGCAACAGCAGGGAGAAGAAAAUGGCUUUCCAGAUAGUACUGGAGAUCCCCUUUCAGGUGUCGGCAAGGAUGAGUCCUGCAAAGAAAACUGUACUUGUUCCUUUUGCUCUGUGCGGGCCCCCACCAUAGGUGACUUGCUCAAUGACCAGGACUUAUUAGAUGUGAUCAGGAUAAAGCUGGAUCCCUGUCACCCAACAGUCAAAAACUGGAGGAAUUUUGCAAGCAAGUGGGGCAUGCCCUACGAUGAAUUGUGUUUCCUGGAGCAGAGGCCACAGAGCCCCACCGUGGAGUUCCUGCUGCGCAACAGUCAGAGGACAGUGGGUCAGCUGAUGGAGCUGUGUAGGCUAUACCACAGGGCUGACGUGGAGAAGGUUCUGCGCAGGUGGGUGGAGGAGGAGUGGCCCAAGAGGGGGCGUGAAGACCACCCCAGACACCUCUAGAGCUCUCCUUCCUUCAUGAGGCUCUCUGGACAUUGAGACAACCACAGGUCAAGGAGGACUGUGAAUCUGCUCUAGAGUUUAGGAUAAGGACACGGAAUGAUGGAUGCUGGUUUCCCCAAAACCUAGUGGUCUUGUUGGGGUAGGUUUCGUGUUGGUGGUGGAUGUUUGUUUGUUUUUGCACAUUUGUUUUAAUUUAAUAUUUGAAUCUGGAAUUGGGGGAAAUAUUAUGUAGGCUCCUAUAGCAGCCAAAGCCUACAAUCAGAAUGGAUACAUGCUGUAAAAAUAAAAUUAUCCUCUCCCUUAAACACUGCUGAAGAUUCCAGUAGGACCAGAGACUGUUCAAGGUCCCAGACACACAUACAUCACCACAGGGAAGACCUUUCAUAAUCAGCGGCAGUCACGUGGCUUGGAAGAAAACAACAGGGAGAAAUUACCCUGUUUUUUUGGUUUGUUACUUUUUUUAUAAAGUACUUCGGUGAAUUAAAGGAU
Nycticebus coucang (slow loris) is the source of this 1261-nucleotide messenger RNA. RefSeq names its product EDAR associated via death domain (gene EDARADD). Gene Ontology annotation, biological process: signal transduction. Gene Ontology annotation, molecular function: protein binding. Lineage: Eukaryota; Metazoa; Chordata; Mammalia; Primates; Lorisidae. The record is from RefSeq and is a predicted model, not a curated record. The coding region runs from base 152 to 772 and encodes 206 amino acids. The transcript has 6 exons.